Messenger RNA from Andrographis paniculata, 1825 nucleotides. RefSeq names its product cytochrome P450 71AU50-like. The record is from RefSeq and is a predicted model, not a curated record. Bases 159 to 1640 code for a protein of 493 amino acids. The transcript is spliced from 2 exons. Lineage: Eukaryota; Viridiplantae; Streptophyta; Magnoliopsida; Lamiales; Acanthaceae. Gene Ontology annotation, molecular function: oxidoreductase activity, acting on paired donors, with incorporation or reduction of molecular oxygen; iron ion binding; heme binding.
AUUCUUAAAUCUUUCCAAUAAAACAAAUAUUUUAAAAAAGGUAUAUCAUACUGUAUUAUCAUGAUGUACGGUAAAAGCAAUUGUGGUUGAAAUUGAACGGACCAGCGUUCGAUCGACAUUAAUUCUGCUUCGAUCGACAAAAUUUGCGUGCCUGAAACAUGGACUGGAUCUCGAUAUGGAUCUCAAUUUCUUCAAUUACUCUCCUAUGGAUUCUCCGGCGACUGGUAAACUCCGGCAGCAGCAAGAAACUACCGCCAGGUCCGAUGGGGAUUCCGAUUUUAGGGCACUUUCAUUUAUUGGGAAAGAAUCCUCACCGCGAUCUGCAACGACUGGCGGAGAAGUACGGCCCGAUCAUCCACCUCCGAUUAGGCAUGGUUCCGACCGUCGUCGUCUCGUCGCCGGCCGCCGCCGAGGCGGUGCUAAAAACGCACGAUCUCGUCUUCGCCGGGCGGGUGCGCCACGAGGCGUCGAAAUACCUAAGCUACGACGGAAGGAACAUCGUGUUCGCGCCGUACGGCAGUUACUGGAGGAACAUGCGGAAAUUGUGCACCACGGAGCUUCUGAGCAGUUCUAGAAUCAACCAGUUUCAGGCGAUGAGGAAGGCGGAGUUAGGGCGGUUAAUUGGCGGUCUCCGGUCGGCGGCGGCGGCGGGGGAGAGCGUCGACAUAAGCGGCAGGGUUUCGAGCUUGAACGGCGACAUGAUAUGUCUGAUGGUUUUCGGGAGGAAGUUCGGCGAUAAGGAGCUGGACGAGAGGGGGUUCAAGGCAGUUGUGGAGGAGACGAUGGCGGUGGCGGCGCGGCCGAAUUUAGGGGACUUCUUCCCGGUGAUGGGGGCGGUGGAUCUCCAGGGGCUGCGGCGGCGGAUGAAGGAGCUGAGCGGCGCGUUCGAUGGGUUUCUGGAGAGGAUCAUUGAGGAGCAUAAGAACAAGGAAUCUUCUUCCAAGGAGAAUCAGGAUUUUGUAGAUACGAUGAUGGCGAUUAUGGAGUCCGGCGAAGCCGGAUUUGAGUUUGAUCGCCGCCAUGUAAAGGCUGUGCUCCUGGAUAUGCUAUUAGCAGGGAUGGACACUUCAACAACGGCAAUAGAAUGGACAUUGUCGGAACUAUUUAAACAUCCAAGCAUAAUGCAAAAGCUCCAAGAAGAAAUCGCGCAAGUUGUCGGCCUAGACCAAUUAGUCGAGGAAUCACACCUUGACCGACUCGACUACUUAAAUUUGAUCAUAAAAGAAUCGUUUAGGAUGCAUCCCGCAGUUCCUUUGCUGGUCCAUGAACCGAUGGAAGAUUGCGCGCUCAAUGGCUUCCACGUAGCCAAAGGAUCGCGACUCAUAGUGAAUGUAUGGUCUAUUUGUAGAGAUCCUAAUGUUUGGCAAUGCCCUGAAAAAUUCACGCCGGAGAGGUUUGUUGGAAGCCAUAUUGAUCUCCGGGGCAAUGAUUUUGAACUUAUACCGUUUGGGUCGGGUAGACGAGGGUGUCCGGGGUUGCAGUUAGGACUAACCGUGGUCAAGUUAGUCGUGGCGCAAUUAGUUCAUUGCUUUGAUUGGAAGCUUGAAGAUGAUGUCUUGAGCAUGGAAGAACACUUUGGUUUGGUUGUUAGUAGAGAAAAGCCUCUCCGAGCUAUUCCUACUUAUAGAUUGCAUAAAUGAAAAUUACUCUUAGAGUUCUUAUGACUUCUAUUUUCAAAUCAUAUAUGUAAUUAUUUAUAUGUGUGUAGAGUUAAUAUGUUUUGUUUGUUUAGAUUAAUUAUUGUAUGUAUUGUAUGAACUAAUUUUAUGCUAUGUUAAUUCACAUACUGUUUUAUAUUAUAUAAACAUAUAUAUUGUGUUGUCAA